Molecule: messenger RNA, 1085 nt
Organism: Parastagonospora nodorum SN15
Lineage: Eukaryota; Fungi; Ascomycota; Dothideomycetes; Pleosporales; Phaeosphaeriaceae
Exons: 2
Coding region: 30-1016 (328 amino acids)
Biological process (GO): protein import into peroxisome membrane
Cellular component (GO): peroxisomal membrane; peroxisome
Source: RefSeq, a predicted model, not a curated record
GAAAAAAUCGAAGAAAGGAAGCAAAUACGAUGGCGGACACGCCAGUGAAGAAGGAAGAGCAGGAACCAGCCAAAGUGGCGGCUGCCACUGCCCCUCCACCCGAAGUCGCAUCUGAUCCUGAGGAAGAUGAUCUGUCAGACCUGGACGACGUACUGGACGAAUUCGCAAACACAAAGAUCGACUCCAAAGCCCCAGCAGCACCCACAGCCAAAGCACAAGAUGCGCCCGCAUCAGCACCUUCCGCGUCCGGACCAGGCAGGCCAGAAGACAUGUCCCCUGGCGCACUCCUAGUGGAAGACGAAGACGCCUUCGCCAAGCAACUUCAGAAAGAGAUGGAGCAGCUCCUUGGUCAGGGCGACUUUGGCAAGCAAUUCGAGGAUAUCAUGAAGGAGAUGAGCCUGGAGACUGGUGCAAAUCCCCUAGCCGCAGACCCGCCAUCAUCCUCGUCAAAAGAGGGCAAAGGAAAAGCAGAAUCGUCAGAAAGCGCUGCAAAAGCUGAGAAGAACUUCCAAGAAACCAUCAAAAAGACCAUGGAGCGCAUGCAGAACUCUGGCGAUGCUGCCGGGGCUGCCGCUGCUUCAUCUAGCCAAGACGACAUGUUGGCGCAAAUGCUCGCGUCCAUGGGCGAGGGAGGUUUCGGCGGCGGUGAUGGCGAUGACGAGGACUUUAGCAAGAUAUUGAUGGGUAUGAUGGAGCAGCUGACAAACCGGGAGAUCUUGUACGAGCCGAUGAAGGAGCUCAACGACAAAUUCCCGAAGUGGAUGGAGGCGAACAGCACCAAAGUGGAGGCCGAUGAUCUGAAGCGGUAUCAAGAGCAGCAAGUGUUGGUGAAGGAGAUCACAGAGAGAUUUGAGAGGAAAGGGUAUAGCGACAACAAUGCAGGUGACAGAGAGUAUAUCGUAGAAAGGAUGCAGAAGAUGCAAGCUGCUGGUUCGCCGCCACCCGACCUUGUAGGCGAUAUGAAUGCUGCGCAAGAAGUAUUGCAGGAUAUGGACCAAGGAUGUCCGACUCAGUAGCUACUUCAGACCCAGGUCUGGUACCCCAGAUCUUCCUCAAAUACCCAAUGUACAAAUUCUGUUCUUACA